Messenger RNA from Papaver somniferum (opium poppy), 2659 nucleotides. Its product is annotated as cationic amino acid transporter 2, vacuolar-like. Gene Ontology annotation, cellular component: membrane. The coding region runs from base 268 to 2211 and encodes 647 amino acids. Lineage: Eukaryota; Viridiplantae; Streptophyta; Magnoliopsida; Ranunculales; Papaveraceae. The transcript has 14 exons. Gene Ontology annotation, molecular function: amino acid transmembrane transporter activity. Gene Ontology annotation, biological process: transmembrane transport; amino acid transport. The record is from RefSeq and is a predicted model, not a curated record.
GUACGCAAAAAGGAAGGUUCUGUCAUUCUCUCAUCCUCGUCUUCUUCUUUUUUCUUCUUAUUCUUUAGAGAGAAAAAGAUUGAAUCUGCCCGCUACCCCCUUGAAGAAUAAAUUAUCAAUCUUUAUAUAAGGGGUUUGGGUUAGCGGGUGGGUUCAUUACUUAAUUUCUGUUUGUUUUAUAUAUUGAUUGAAUAUUGAAGAAUAACCAAGGAAGAGGCGGAGGAGGAGGAGAAGAAGAAAUCUGGGUUUGGGUUGUAAUUUUUAUUUAUGAUGGGUUUCAAUGGUGAUCCACUAAGUGGUGGUGGCGGUGAUGGUGCUGGUGGGAAUUCAUUAUCAUCUGGAAUUCGAGGUUUGUUAAGGAGAAAACAAGUUGAUUCAAAUCGUGUAACAACAGAGAGUGGGCAUCCCAAAUUGGCUAAGGAAUUGUCUAUUCUUCAGCUCAUGGCAAUUGGUGUUGGAUCGACAAUUGGGGCUGGAGUAUAUGUACUUGUUGGAACAGUUGCUAGAGAACAUUCUGGGCCUGCACUUACUAUUUCCUUCUUAAUAGCUGGUAUUGCAGCUGCUCUAUCGGCCUUUUGUUAUGCGGAACUUGCUAGUCGUUGCCCGUCUGCGGGAAGUGCUUACCAUUAUUCAUAUAUUUGUGUUGGAGAAGGAGUUGCUUGGCUUAUUGGUUGGGCUCUUAUACUUGAAUAUACGAUAGGUGGAUCUGCUGUUGCUCGAGGCAUAUCACCAAAUCUGGCCUUGCUUUUUGGAGGAGCAGACAGUUUACCUUUUUUCUUAUCCCGGAUGCUUAUACCUGGAACUGAUAUUGUGGUUGACCCAUGUGCUGCCAUUCUAGUUCUUGUAGUAACUGGGCUUCUAUGUGUGGGAAUCAAAGAGAGCUCAUUUGUUCAAGCUAUUGUCACAACAGCAAAUUUAUUUGUCAUGGUUUUUAUCAUAAUUGUUGGUGGUUAUUUGGGUUUUAAGACUGGAUGGACUGGCUACGAACUCCCUAGCGGGUUUUUACCCUUUGGAGUGAAUGGGAUGCUUGCUGGUUCUGCAACUGUCUUCUUUGCAUACAUCGGAUUUGAUUCAGUAGCCAGCACAGCUGAGGAGGUGAAGAAUCCUCAGCGUGACCUGCCACUGGGUAUAGGGGCGUCAUUGUCUAUCUGUUGUUCCCUGUACAUGCUGGUGUCAGUUGUCAUUGUUGGCCUGGUGCCUUAUUAUGCAAUGGAUCCUGACACCCCCAUCUCCUCUGCUUUUGCUAGUCAUGGAAUGCAAUGGGCAGUGUAUAUAAUUACAGCUGGAGCAGUUACUGCACUCUGUUCAACUUUGAUGGGUUCAAUUCUUCCUCAGCCACGAAUCCUUAUGGCGAUGUCAAGAGAUGGAUUACUGCCACCUUUCUUUGCAGAUGUAAAUAGACGCACUCAAGUUCCAGUCAAGAGUACAAUAUUGACAGGGGUCUGUGCUGCAAUGUUGGCAUUCUUUAUGGACGUUUCACAGUUGGCAGGGAUGGUUAGUGUGGGUACACUUCUUGCAUUCACCAUUGUUGCAAUUUCUAUACUGAUUCUCAGAUACGUCCCUCCAGAUACGGUGCCACUUUCACAAUCAUUUUUGGGGUCAAUAGGUCCAAUACCAUCAUACAGUAUCAGUCAGGAGAAUGAUGGGGGAAACCAAAUAAAUCAUGUUGCCACGUCCAGUGCUUACAGCAAUAACUCACUUGCCAAAGAAGAAGCUUCUGUAGACUAUCCUCUCAUUGUUAAACAACUAAAUCAAGAAAAAGCAAGUGAGCAAGAAAGACGCAGAAUCGCAGCUUGGAGCAUAACUGCAGUGUGUGUAGGAGUGCUUUCUCUUACCUCCGGAUCGUCAGCUGCAUACCUGCCUAUUGUUGCUCGUUACUCAGUUUGUGGAACUGGUGGCAUACUUCUUUUAUGUGGGCUUAUUGCACUCUCCUGUAUUGACCAAGAUGAUGCAAGACACACCUUUGGACACACAGGAGGUUUUAUUUGCCCUUUCGUCCCGCUUCUUCCUAUUGCCUGCAUUCUCAUAAAUGUCUACCUGAUGAUUAACCUUGGAGCUGGAACAUGGAUUCGUGUUUCUAUGUGGAUGGUAGUUGGGGUAUUUGUUUAUGUAGUCUAUGGGAGAAAGCACAGCUUACUGCUUGAUGCAGUAUACGUAUCCACAGAGCACGCGGAUGAGAUAUACCAGAACUCAGUAGAAUAUGUAGCUUAGAAGAGAGGAUGCAACCCAACUAGGGUAGAGAUGAAAAGUGCCAAAGCUCUACAGAAUAUUUCGCCUGAGAGAGAAAUGGACAGUCCAAGUGCUAUAACUCAAAGACCUGUUCCGACACAUGCACAACCAUCUCCACAGCAUAAACGAAUGGGUUGGAUUUGUAUUCUUAAUAGUUCCUUCUCAUAUAAUGUCUUACUAUAUCAGCAUGGAGCAAAACUGUAUUGUUGUUAGUUCAUAGAAUGUAUUGGUAUGAUAGCAGGGAACAAAGCUGAAAUCAGUUUUCAUCCAUUUGCAUGUACAGUUAUACUGUGUUGGUAUCACACUAUAUUAAUCACAUCAAGGAAACAAAAAACAGUAGUUCUGCUGUUUUCACACCAAAGUUAAACUCAAAAAAUUGUGAGAGAUGAUUGUAAAUAUUUGUAUCAAUUGGAAAUGCCUUCAAGAUAAA